Messenger RNA from Pimephales promelas (fathead minnow), 1650 nucleotides. RefSeq names its product synaptojanin 2 binding protein (gene synj2bp). Gene Ontology annotation, biological process: cell-cell adhesion; receptor clustering; establishment or maintenance of epithelial cell apical/basal polarity. The record is from RefSeq and is a predicted model, not a curated record. Gene Ontology annotation, molecular function: protein kinase binding. Lineage: Eukaryota; Metazoa; Chordata; Actinopteri; Cypriniformes; Leuciscidae. Gene Ontology annotation, cellular component: cell junction; basolateral plasma membrane.
GCACUUUGAAAGUGUUCCGGUGGUAUCCGCUAGGGGGCGGUGACGGGUGCACUCGUGUCCCGGCAGCAUUAGAGAGGAAGCAGGCGGAGUUCCGCACGCUUUAUGAGGCUUUUUAGCUGUUUCGGGAAUAAAAAGUAGAACUUUUCCGACAUCAUGAACGGAUCCGCACACAGCGCGGCAAGCGUUACAGAUAUUACACUGAAAAGAGGCCCGGCUGGUCUGGGGUUUAAUAUAGUCGGUGGAGUGGACCAGCAGUAUAUAAUGAAUGACAGCGGAAUCUAUGUGGCAAAAAUCAAAGAAAACGGAGCAGCCGCGCUGGACGGACGUCUGCAGGAGGGAGAUAAAGUUAUUGCGAUAAAUGGCCAGAAGUUGGACAAUCUGUCUCACGGUGCAGCAGUGGAGCUGUUUCGGUCUGCAGGCGAGGAUGUGUAUCUUCGCGUACAGCAGCGACCAACUCUUCAGAACGGCCCCACAAGCUCUCGUACCGAUGGAGAAUCUUCAUCUGCUUUCGGUACAUGGACAUUGUAUACUGUAGUCGCCCUGGCAGUAGUAACGGCAGGUUUCAUCGCUUUCAAACGCCUUCAGCUGAACCACCGGGGGCCCCGGGGCCCGUUUUAACCCAUCACAUUUUAUAGACUAAAGCUUUUUUUUUUUUUUUUUUUUUUUUCGCCCAAACAUAACCGGGGAGUGAAAAUGGAAACCCAGUUAAUGGAAGCAGAAAGUGUAAAUUUUCUUUAAUCGUUUAUGCCAUGUUAUGAUGACACGCAUGUAGCUGUAAAAUAUUUUCACGAAUAAUUUGGUGAUAAUCAUUGGCGUUUAACCAGAAUACCCAGCAUGCCUGAUGACAUCACAUGGUGGAAUAAGGGAACAGGGAUGAUGAACACAGUGUUUGGAUCAACAGCUGCAGAAAUCUCUGUAAUCCGAACUAGAGAGAGGGGCCGCAGGCAGGAGACCUAGGCCGAGGUGGAGCUGUGUUUCUGGGCAGAAGACAGACAGACCCACGGUGGAAUGAUUCGUCUUGUACCUCCAGAGAGUGCUUGAAUGAGCCUGAGGUUGUACGAUUAGAUCUCGGGUACCUGCUUGUGCAAGAGUAUGUUCGAAAUGAUGUGGGUUGAGAGUUUUUUCUUUUUUUAAAUACUUUAAUUUCUCACUCAUCCAUGUUGGAACAUGCAGGAUGCAUUUCAGUGGCUGGAGUAGAGUGGUCUUUCAGUUUGUUUAUUUGCCAUCAGUGCUUGGCCGUGUAUUUUCUCUUCUUCCCUCAGGGGAAUAAAAAACUAAAUGUGGCACUUGUUAGAAUUCACAAUCAGAAUGAAAUUGUUGUAUUGUUCAUGUUGUAUAUGGCCUGUGUUUCUGGAAUCGUCUUGUACACAAUUUGUUUUUUUCUUCACCACAGCUCGUGCCUGGCCAAGUUGAGCUGCUGGUCUCAGCGUGUCUGUAGUUUAGGGGUGGCAUCUCUGUUGCUUCUGACUGUAUCUGUCCUGUAACUGACAAAUGUGUUUGUGGUGUCAUGGCUGAUCUUCUGCAGGUCUGUGUGGAUGGAAAAACGCAUGUAAAUGCCAUGCAUGAAGUGCUCAUUCACGUUUCACAGUUCAAAUAAUGUUGGAUUCACAUGCAUCAAGCAUUGAAUAAAUCAUUUAUUUGAAAAAACAA